Letharia columbiana is the source of this 3237-nucleotide messenger RNA. RefSeq lists its product as uncharacterized. The transcript has 6 exons. Bases 1 to 3237 code for a protein of 1078 amino acids. Gene Ontology annotation, molecular function: DNA-binding transcription factor activity, RNA polymerase II-specific; zinc ion binding. Gene Ontology annotation, biological process: regulation of DNA-templated transcription. The record is from RefSeq and is a predicted model, not a curated record. NCBI's taxonomy places the organism in Eukaryota, Fungi, Ascomycota, Lecanoromycetes, Lecanorales, Parmeliaceae.
AUGGCACCAGAUGGCAAUAGCUUCAUGAAGAUCUGCAUGCAGGUCGCAAUCAAAGAGAUGGAUGGAUCGGGUCCGGAACCCAAAAGACAGCGUCUAGAUUACCAUAAACCGCAAUCCCACGGUCAUGCCACUACUCUACCACCACCUCCUCACACGUAUCAACCGCCACAGCAACCGCCUCCCCCUCCGUCACCUUACGAUGUUGGCCCGCACGAUAAUAGAAAUCUACCAGACCCCGGCGGUCCCAAUCCCCAUGCCUACGUGCAAGAACAUUCCGGCACGAGCACUCCACGAGACCAGCGAUUUCCGCCUGACCCAGGCUACUCUCACCGAGGUAGCGCUUCGGUCGUCCCUCGGUCCCCAGAUGGCCACCAUCAAUAUCCACCGGGACGAACUUUGAGUAUCGUUGAGGGCCCGCACUAUCCAUCUCAGUAUCCUGUUGAACCUAGCGGGUAUCCGCCACACGAACCACCGCCGAACGGUAAUGUCCACCACGGCGGUCUGCCAAUGCACCCUUAUGAGCAAGCCCAUGGGUAUCCUCCACCACACCACAUUGAAUUUUCCCAGUCGCCGGUCACUGCUGGUCCUCCAUAUGGAGCCGGAAACUAUGUAGGUCACUUCGGUCAAGCAGGCGCAAGGCCUCUGAAGAAAGGAAAUAGGGCAACGCAGGCAUGUGAUGUCUGUCGAACGAGGAAAGCAAAAUGCGAUGAAGGUAGACCCGAAUGCGGCUUUUGCGUGGAGAAUAACAUGCGAUGCAAUUACCAGAGUGUGGCGCCGGCGAAGGCUGAUCGUGCGAAUCAGCAAAUAAUCGACCAGUUGUCGUCUCACAAAGAGGAGAUGAAAGCCCUCAAAGAAGACUGGGGUGGAAGAUUUGACAAACUCGAGCAGAUGAUCCUGGAUAUGGGCGGUGGACGAAAUUUGACCAUUGAAAGACGUGACACGAAGCCACCACAGCUCAAGUUGGAGAGCCCUCCGGGACCGGCGACUGGCCAAUUACCUGGAGGCGUUGACAAUCUAUCUUCAGAACCCACCGCUAAGGAUACGGCAAUUGUUGACACAAGUCCUGGUGGCUCUUUAACAGAGUCGACAGGCAGUGAUCCUGUUGCAGCACGGACCAACGAAAUCUACAUCGCACACAAUACCGCAGCUCAGAAGUUGUUUCGUUGGCGGUCUAUCAAACAAUUACUGCGACAAUGCAGUAAGAUUGAAUUUUCCGAUCGUGCGGAAGCCUAUGUUAUGGAGUUUGAGAUCAACAAGGGCGUAAUGAGGAUCUAUGGCAAAGGCCGUCAGUUGCGAGACUCUCCAUAUGCGUCUCCUACAAGCGUAGCUGCAGCCAGCCCCACUCCCAGCAAUGUCAGCGGUCCAGGGGACGAGACUUCGACGGCUAGUAGUCCGGCCUCUUCACCACCCGAGAGCUUCUGGGGUACCGCUUUCAUGCCCACUCCCGUGGAGAUUAGACCCACCAGCGAUGUGGGGGGUCUCGGUCCAGAUAACACUUUGAAGCUUGAGACGAGAACGAUAUCCCGGCUUCAUCAAAGUUACCUUGACAAUAUCCAUAUCCUACAUCCUAUCCUGGAUCAGCGUGAGUUGACCCGGAUGGUUGAGCAUUUCAAGCGUCGCCACAACCCACACCCACACGAUACGAAUUCAUCCAAAGUUGGAUUUGUAAUCCCAGUCAACGCCAAUCUCGAUGCUGUACGAGACCCGCAUGCGAUUCUCAACAGAGCGCAGAAGCGAAAGCACUCUGACGGACAGUAUUACGGCGCGUUGGGCGAGUCGAGCCUGGCGCCAAGUCCGAUGAGCCCAAAAAUUGUCUUGGAAAAGUCUCCAGAAACGGCUCUUACACUCCUCGUGAUGGCCUUGGGAAAGAUCUGUGAGUGUAGAUCACCACUUCCAGGACCGGUUCCGGACAACAUGAGAGACCCUAUGAAUCACACAGCGCAUCCUUAUUCGCCUUCCAGAGGUCAAACAGACUCGCCGCCGCCCCCGUAUUCUCAACCGAUGCGACAUUCUCCAUCUGCUUCAUCCCACUCGACUGCCAGUACAUCUGCACCUUCUCCAAUGAGCGCUGGUCGAGUGGCUGGGUCAAGUCCAAGGUCUUCGGUCGGCGAGCUAUCUUCCGGCGCCAGGAACGUCGAUGUGAUACCUGGGCUGGCUUAUUAUGCACAAGCCACGGACAUCUUGGGCAACCUUACUGGCUUCCAGGAAUUGAUCUACGCGCAGUGCUGUCUACUUGCCGGUCUAUACGCAGGUCAACUGGCGAACACCUUGGAGAGUUUGACUUGGAUACAGACGGCUAGUAGAGUAUGUCGUUUUCUUGUCUCAGAUGACAUAUUGGCCGAGCUUGAUGUUCCUCCGAGCGGAAUACAAAGCGUACUGACCCCUCCUGAAUAUCCAAAAUCAAUGGCCGAUCACCCAAUUGCUGUCUACGACGACCCGGGUAAAGCAAAGGUCAUGACAUAUUAUUGUUUCCAGCUCAUGAUGCGGAAGUCGCUCAACGACAUUCAAACAGAGCUUUACAAGGCCCCAAAUUUUGAAAGGGUGACUCGUUCUGCCAGCCUGAUCAACGCUUUCAAUACCAACAUAUGGGAGUGGAGAAAGAUGCUCCCUCAAGAUCUGCAAUGGGAAGACACCGAACCCCCAGCCCGGUACAUCAAUGACGCUCGUUUACGUGGAAAGUUCUAUGGCGCCCAGUAUAUCAUCCAUCGACCUUUCCUACACGCUGCACUUGACUUUGACUUUACUGCUUCCGACGUUCAGUCCCCAAACCACGAAAAUGUUGAAGUUUCUCAAAACGCACUCCAUCAGCCCGUCCUGAGUCCUGACACCCAAGCGGGCACCAUGGGACCACCAAAGCCCGUCUCUGAUCCGGGAUACCACCGUCGCACCGAAACCAUCAGUUUCGCGGUCAAAUGUAUACGAGCCGCCGAAGAAAGUACUGUAGCUUUCGACGGGAUCCUCGACCAUAGGAGAUUGGUAGUCACGAACAUAAUGGGUACUGCCCACGCCCAAUUUGGAAAUUUGCUCGUACUCUCAGCAGCAUACAAAUCCAAGACAUUGGGUCAGUACGUGGAGCGUGGAAAGCUAAGCCAUCUCUUUGAUCGGACGAUCAAGAUGCUGAGUGACCUCGCCCCUAUAUCACAAACGCUGGCGAGAGACUCUUUUAUACUACAUUGGUUGCGGAAAGUGGUGUUUGAAGGCGCUGAUACCUUGUCGACCUCCUUUUCAUCCGAAUGA